Lacerta agilis (Sand lizard) is the source of this 4087-nucleotide messenger RNA. RefSeq names its product solute carrier family 12 member 7 (gene SLC12A7). Gene Ontology annotation, molecular function: potassium:chloride symporter activity. Gene Ontology annotation, biological process: chemical synaptic transmission; chloride ion homeostasis; potassium ion import across plasma membrane. Lineage: Eukaryota; Metazoa; Chordata; Lepidosauria; Squamata; Lacertidae. Gene Ontology annotation, cellular component: membrane. The transcript has 26 exons. The coding region runs from base 30 to 3458 and encodes 1142 amino acids. The record is from RefSeq and is a predicted model, not a curated record.
CCGGGGAGCCUCGGCGAGAGCGAGUUGCCAUGCCCACCAACUUCACGGUGGUGCCCGUGGAGGCGCCCGGCGGCGGUGGCGGCGAAGAGGGCCCCGGCGCCCAAGCGGGGCAGCAGCCGGAGCACGCGGCGGAGGAGCCGGGCGGGGGUACCCUCGGGCGGCCGCAAGAAGCGCCACUCGAGAAUGGCUGCGUGGAGCCCGGGAGCCGAGGUGAUGGGAUUCCAAGGGAAAGCAGCCCAUUUAUCAAUAAUGACAGCAUGGAGAGAGGAAACAUUUAUGAAGGGAAAAAUAUGGCUCUUUUUGAGGAAGAAAUGGAUAGCAACCCCAUGGUAUCAUCUCUUCUUAAUAAGCUAGCCAACUAUACCAAUGUUACUCAAGGAGUGGUAGAACAUGAAGAAGAUGAAGAUAGCAAACGUAAGGAAAUAAAGGCUCCACGUAUGGGCACUUUCAUUGGUGUGUAUCUGCCCUGUCUACAGAACAUUUUAGGAGUUAUCCUAUUCCUGAGACUGACGUGGAUUGUGGGAACAGCAGGAGUUCUUCAAUCUUUCAUCAUUGUAUUCAUGUGCUGUUCUGGUACUCUGCUAACUGCAAUAUCAAUGAGUGCAAUAGCAACAAAUGGUGUAGUUCCAGCUGGUGGCUCAUACUACAUGAUCUCAAGAUCAUUAGGGCCAGAAUUCGGUGGAGCUGUGGGAAUCUGUUUUUACUUGGGCACAACUUUUGCAGGGGCUAUGUAUAUUCUUGGCACAAUUGAAAUUCUACUGAAAUACAUUUCCCCCAAUGCUGCUAUUUUUGAAGGCGGCGAGGAAGCCAUGUUAAACAACAUGAGAGUUUAUGGGACAUGCAUCCUUGCUCUGAUGGCCCUCGUUGUUUUUGUGGGAGUCAAAUACGUCAAUAAGCUUGCCCUCGUCUUUUUGGCUUGUGUAAUUCUUUCAAUUUUUGCCAUUUAUGCUGGGGUUAUUAAAACUGCUUUUGAACCACCAAACUUUCCCGUUUGCCUCCUUGGAAAUCGUACAUUAGUAAGAGAUACUGAUUUUCCUUGUGUCAAAUAUUAUGAAGAAAACAAUAUGACAGUGACUACCAAGCUGUGGGAAAAUUUCUGUGGUAGCCUACUUUUAAAUGCCACGUGUGAUGAAUAUUUCAUUCUAAACAACGUCACAGAAAUCCAGGGGAUUCCAGGAGUCGCAAGCGGAGUCUUCCUUGAUAAUUUGUGGAGUGUAUAUGGAGACAAAUUUGCAAUUGUGGAGAAACAGGAUCAGCCAUCAGUUCCUGUUUUAGAAGAGACAGAUGUGAAAAUUAAAAACUAUGUGUAUUCGGAUAUCAUGACCUAUUUUACCAUGCUAGUAGGAAUUUAUUUUCCAUCUGUGACAGGCAUUAUGGCAGGUUCAAACAGGUCAGGAGAUCUUCGGGAUGCUCAAAAAGCUAUUCCAACUGGAACAAUUCUGGCCAUUUUAACAACAUCAUUUAUCUAUUUGUCCUGCAUAGUACUUUUUGGAGCCUGUAUAGAAGGAGUCGUCUUGAGAGACAAAUUUGGACAAGCAGUUAAUGGAAACCUGGUGAUUGGUACGUUGGCAUGGCCCUCUCCGUGGGUCAUUGUGAUUGGCUCAUUCUUUUCCACAUGUGGUGCUGGUCUCCAGAGCCUCACUGGUGCUCCCCGGCUGCUACAGGCAAUUGCAAGAGAUGGCAUAGUACCAUUUCUUCAAGUGUUUGGUCAUGGAAAAGCAAAUGGAGAACCAACAUGGGCUUUGCUUCUCACUGCGUUGAUUUGUGAGAUAGGCAUUCUCAUAGCUUCCCUGGACAGUGUAGCUCCAAUCCUUUCCAUGUUUUUCCUUAUGUGCUAUCUGUUUGUGAACUUGGCAUGUGCAGUUCAAACUCUGCUCCGUACACCAAAUUGGAGACCUCGCUUCAAGUAUUAUCACUGGACUCUCUCAUUCUUGGGGAUGAGUUUGUGUCUUGCCUUGAUGUUCAUUUGCUCUUGGUACUAUGCUUUGAUAGCCAUGCUAAUAGCAGGAUGCAUUUACAAAUACAUAGAAUAUAGAGGAGCUGAAAAAGAGUGGGGAGACGGAAUCCGGGGUUUGUCCUUGAAUGCUGCUCGCUAUGCUUUACUUCGGGUUGAACAGGGUCCUCCUCAUACUAAAAACUGGAGGCCACAAGUCUUGGUUCUGCUGAACUUGGAUUCAGAGCAGAUGGUAAAACACCCACGGCUGCUUUCCUUCACCUCUCAAUUGAAAGCUGGGAAGGGACUGACCAUUGUGGGAACUGUCCUGCCAGGAAUAUACUUGGAUAAAUUCACGGAAGCUCAAAGGGCUGAGGAGAAUAUUCGAUCAUUAAUGGGGGCAGAGAGGACCAAAGGAUUUUGCCAGAUUGUGGUAUCAUCCACUGUUAGAGAUGGAAUUUCCCAUUUGAUUCAAUCUGCUGGCCUUGGAGGGAUGAAGCAUAACACAGUCUUGAUGGCAUGGCCUCAGUCCUGGAAGCGUACUGAUAAUCCUUUCUCUUGGAAAAACUUUGUUGACACUGUUCGAGAAACAACAGCUGCACAUCAAGCUCUUCUAGUUGCCAAAAAUAUGGACUCGUUCCCUAUGAAUCAAGAGCGUUUUAGUGAAGGCAACAUAGAUGUUUGGUGGAUUGUUCAUGACGGAGGCAUGUUGAUGUUGCUUCCUUUCCUGCUGCGACAACACAAGGUGUGGAGAAAAUGUAAAAUGCGCAUCUUUACUGUAGCUCAAAUGGAUGACAAUAGUAUUCAAAUGAAAAAGGAUCUCCAGAUGUUUUUGUACCAUCUUCGAAUUAAUGCUGAGGUCGAGGUUGUUGAAAUGUUUGAAAAUGAUAUUUCAGCAUUUACGUAUGAGAAGACCCUUGUGAUGGAGCAGAGGUCUCAGAUGCUAAAGCAAAUGCAGCUUUCUAAAAAUGAAAGGGAAAGAGAGAUUCAGAGCAUCACUGACGAGUCUCGUGGCUCAAUCAGAAAGAAGAGCCGCUCUAGCCCACAAUGUAUUGGUCAAGAUGUAGACAAUCUGCUACCUAAUGACAUUCAGGAGGAAGAGGCUCAAUUAAUCCAUGACAGAAACACUGCGUCCCGCUCAACAGGAAUGGUCAAAUCUCACACUGCUGUUGCUACACCAGACAAAAUACAAAUGACCUGGACAAAAGAAAAGCUUAUAUCCGAGAAGCAUAAAAAUAAAGAAGCUUGUCUGUCAAGCUACAAGGAUAUCUUCAGUAUGAAACCAGAAUGGGGAAAUCUGAACCAGUCGAAUGUGCGAAGGAUGCACACUGCCGUCAAGCUCAACGGAGUUGUGCUAAACAAGUCACAGCACGCCCAACUGGUGUUAUUGAACAUGCCUGGUCCUCCAAAAAACAGGCAUGGGGACGAAAAUUAUAUGGAGUUCUUGGAAGUUUUGACAGAAGGCUUGAACAGAGUGCUCUUGGUACGAGGAGGAGGUCGUGAAGUUAUCACCAUUUACUCCUAAUAAUUUUACUGAACACACCGAUAGUACUACACAUAACAUCUGUUUCUGGAAUUAAAUGUGGGACUUUGGCAAAUCUUGUUGGGACUAAUGACUUUUGCCCAGCCCUAUUUAUUGCAUACAAAAUAGAAUCAAACAGUUGAAUCCUCUUUUUUUUCUUUUAUAAAAAUGUAAGCAAAAUUAUUUCCUACAUAGAUCUCUAAAAUGUGUCUUUAUUGAAUAAAUGUAUUAUAUGCUUGUAUAUUUUUUUAAUGUAGAAAACGGAGACGAUAUUUUUUUGUUGUUCUGGGGAUUAGGGUGGGACACAGAUGGGCAUACUUUUUGCACAUAGCUCCUAGUAAAUACAAUAGCUGCUUCUUUGACAUAGGAACAGACUCCUAAGUUUGUACUACUUUUUAUAAUGAUGGUUUUUAAAAAAGAAAAUGAAGAAAUGGGGCUUCCAGGAACCAUUUUAUAAGAGUCUGGCCUACAUAUUUUGUACCACUGACCCUGCUGACUGGAAGCAGGUUCUGUCUCCUUACCAAGUCGCUAUGGUUCUGUAUUCAUUUUAAUCCACAACUCUGUGAAUUGUUUAGCAUUGUAUUUUAAUUAAAGAUCACUGGUUGAAUAAAAGUCCUUUGAUUUAGGAACCA